UGACCGGUGAUUCCAGUCACUAUGGGGUGAAUGGAUGAAAGUUUCACCUCUUUAUUGUGUCGCGCGUAAAAACGUUCAUUACGCGGAAGUGGAGCGCCGUCAGCAUCCACGGAGGGAAGAUUACAGCUCGACUCGUAGGAGGUUAAAACGAGCCCGGGUUCCAGAAGGCUUCAGGACCCGAGUGACAUCUUCAUUUGAACUUUUCCGUCUUCAAACUUUGAGCGUAUUCGGCUGGAUGAGACGAGCUUUGCGCGCGUGUUGGCGCGUCACCUCUUCAGGUUUACUAAGCCGGAGCACUCGGAGGGAACCCACGCAAAUUCCACUUCAGAAAGGCACCAGAAUGAAUAGAAGAUGUGUGAAGGCAAGAACAAACAAAUGCGUCACGUCUGUCGCGUCCCUGCUGACACUGUGUGUCCUGCUGCUGGUCAGUUUGAAGCUCAGUUACCUCAGAGAACCUUUACCUUCCAGCACAGUUUUAAAUGUCAUUCACACAAUUAACAAGUACGCUAUCAACUGUGCCGCCAUAAAUGAUAUGGACCCGGUGGAGGUGGGUAAAUCCUUGAUCAUCAGGGCGCGACACAUUGUGGAAGACACGGACACAAGCCUGGUGCACCUGACGUCAAACUGCUCCUUAUUCAUCCAGUCCCGAGGUUAUGAUCACGUGUGCCUCUCUAAGGAAGAGAGAAACUUCCCAUUAGCUUAUUCCCUGGUUGUGCACAAAUCAGCGUGGAUGGUCGAGAGACUCAUCAAAGCUUUGUACUCGCCAAGUAAUAUCUACUGUGUUCACUACGACCAAAAGUCUUCAGCCACAUUCAUCUCAGCCAUGGAGGGUUUGGCUCGCUGUCUGCCCAACGUCUUCAUCGCCUCAAAGCUGGAGUCCGUUUUCUACGCGAGCAUCAGUCGCCUGAAAGCUGAUCUCAACUGUUUGUCUGACCUCUUGAAUUCAGAGGUGAAGUGGAAAUAUGUCAUCAAUCUGUGCGGACAAGACUUCCCCCUCAAACCAAACAUCGAGCUGGUGGCUGAACUCCGGAAGUUAAAGGGCGCUAACAUGUUGGAGACCAGCCGUCCGUCCAUGCUGAAGCAGAAGAGAUUCAGGUUCCAUUACGAGCUGAAGAACACCAUCUACGAAUAUCAAAAACUGCCCGUGAGAACUAAGCAGGUCAAGACGUCGCCGCCUCACGGCAUCAAGGUGUUCAUUGGUAAUGCUUACUUUGUGUUAUCACGUGACUUUGUCAAGUACGUUAACUCCUCGGUGGUGGUGGCAGACUUUUUGUCGUGGUCAGAGGACACUUAUUCCCCGGAUGAGCACUUUUGGGCCACGUUGGUGCGGCUGCCGGGCGUACCCGGAAAGGUACCCGCAUCCCAGCCGGAUAUUACUGACCUGAUGAGUAAGACAAGACUGGUGAAGUGGGAAUACCUGGAGGGGGAGCUGUAUCCACCAUGCACAGGGACACAUGUGCGCAGUGUUUGCAUUUAUGGUGCAGCGGAAUUGCGCUGGUUGCGAAACUAUGGUCACUGGUUUGCCAACAAAUUUGACCCCAAAGUGGACCCCAUUAUCAUUCAGUGCCUUGAGGAAAAGCUGCAGGAAAAACAGCGUUUAUUCCAGUCAGCAGCAGGAACAACAUGUGACUAAAACUUUAGUUUACCAAAAGCUGCAAUCCGGUAAUGUCAUGGUUUAUAAUUGCACUAUUUGCAUUAUAGCACAGCAAUAUUUUUGGAAAACCAUCUGUAAGGCAAGAAUUUGUUUUUCUAACAAACCCUGAGUCUUUCUGUCAUUAUUUAUUCGUGUCUUGCUACUAUUAUAAGCAUUUUCACUGUUGAAAUUUCUAUUACAAUCACAAUGGCCUAGAACACCACUGUGAACCAUACAACACAGCGAUGGUGCUUUUCUGAUCACAAACUCACUGUCAUCAUUUUGUGCUACUGUUUGUAUCUUCCUAUCACAUUACUCAGUGGAGUGUAAUACAACCCCAAUUCCAAUGAAGUUGGGACGUUGUGUAAAAUGUAAAU
Thalassophryne amazonica is the source of this 2010-nucleotide messenger RNA. Its product is annotated as beta-1,3-galactosyl-O-glycosyl-glycoprotein beta-1,6-N-acetylglucosaminyltransferase 4-like. Lineage: Eukaryota; Metazoa; Chordata; Actinopteri; Batrachoidiformes; Batrachoididae. Gene Ontology annotation, molecular function: acetylglucosaminyltransferase activity. The transcript has 3 exons. Gene Ontology annotation, cellular component: membrane. The coding region runs from base 35 to 1633 and encodes 532 amino acids. The record is from RefSeq and is a predicted model, not a curated record.